Eremothecium sinecaudum is the source of this 1569-nucleotide messenger RNA. It is a transcript of the gene IMD3, whose product is annotated as IMP dehydrogenase IMD3. Gene Ontology annotation, molecular function: IMP dehydrogenase activity. Gene Ontology annotation, cellular component: cytoplasm. NCBI's taxonomy places the organism in Eukaryota, Fungi, Ascomycota, Saccharomycetes, Saccharomycetales, Saccharomycetaceae. The transcript is spliced from 2 exons. The record is from RefSeq and is a predicted model, not a curated record. Bases 1 to 1569 code for a protein of 522 amino acids. Gene Ontology annotation, biological process: GTP biosynthetic process.
AUGUCUUACAGAGAUCCUGCAACUGCCUUCGAAUAUCUUGCAACCUUCAACGAAAAGGAUGGUCUUUCCGCUGAACAGUUAAUGGACUCUAGCAUUAGAGGGGGUUUGACUUACAAUGACUUUUUGAUGUUGCCAGGUAAGAUCGAGUUUACAUCUUCCGAUGUGAAGCUUACCUCAAGGUUGACUAAGAAGAUCAAGUUGAAUACUCCUCUUGUUUCUUCUCCUAUGGAUACAGUCACUGAAGCUGAGAUGGCUAUCCAUAUGGCUCUAAUGGGUGGUAUUGGUAUUAUCCAUCACAACUGUACUCCUGAGGAGCAAGCUGCUAUGGUUAAGAAGGUUAAGAAGUAUGAGAAUGGUUUUAUUAACUCCCCAAUCGUCAUCUCUCCUAAAGUUACUGUGGGAGAAGCCAAAAUGAUGAAGGCUAAGUACGGGUUUGCUGGUUAUCCAGUUACAGACAAUGGUGACGUUGGUGGAAAACUACUAGGUAUUAUCACAUCUCGUGAUGUACAGUUUAUUGAAGAUGACUCUCUCUCGGUCUCUGAAAUCAUGACCACAGACGUUGUUACUGGUAAGAAGGGUCUAACUUUGGAAGAAGGUAACCUUAUUCUGAAGAAGACCAAGAAGGGUAAGUUGCCCAUUGUCGACGACGAAGGUAACUUGGUUUCCAUGCUUUCUAGAACCGAUUUGAUGAAGAAUCAAUCUUAUCCUUUGGCCUCCAAGUCUGCUAAGACUAAGCAAUUGUUAUGUGGAGCUGCCAUCGGUACCAUAGACAGUGACAGAGAAAGACUAGCUUUGUUGGUCGAAGCCGGUUUGGAUGUCAUUGUCUUAGAUUCUUCUCAAGGUAAUUCUGUCUUCCAAUUGGAUAUGAUAAGAUGGAUUAAAAAGACCUUCCCUGACUUGGAAGUCAUUGCUGGUAACGUUGUUACCAGAGAACAAGCGGCCAGCUUGAUUGAAGCUGGCGCUGACGGUUUGAGAGUUGGUAUGGGUUCUGGUUCUAUCUGUAUUACCCAAGAGGUCAUGGCUUGUGGUAGACCACAAGGUACUGCUGUAUACAGAGUUGCCCAGUUUGCCAACCAAUUUGGUGUUCCAUGUAUUGCUGACGGUGGUGUCCAAAACAUUGGGCACAUCAUUAAGGCUAUUGCAUUGGGUGCAUCUACCGUCAUGAUGGGCGGAAUGUUAGCUGGUACUACUGAGUCCCCUGGUGAAUACUUUUUCAGGGAUGGUAAGAGAUUGAAGACCUACAGAGGUAUGGGUUCUAUUGAUGCCAUGCAAAAAACAGAUUCUAAGGGAAAUGCCGCCACUUCCAGAUAUUUCUCUGAGACUGACAAGAUUUUAGUCGCUCAAGGUGUCAGCGGUGCCGUUAUUGACAAGGGUUCUAUCACAAAGUAUAUUCCAUACUUAUACAAUGGUUUACAACACUCUUGUCAAGAUAUUGGUGUUCGCUCUUUGACCGAGCUAAGAGAGAAGGUUGACAGUGGUGAUGUUAGAUUUGAAUUCAGAACUCCAUCUGCUCAAUUAGAAGGUGGUGUUCAUAACUUGCACUCUUACGAAAAGCGUCUACAUAAUUAA